AUGGAGAAAGCGAUCGGGGCCCUCAAGUCCAGAGGCGUCCAGGUACUCAAGCCCGGGAGCAUAGGGACGGACCAGGAAGAGUAUGAGCGCUGUGUUGCAACUCCAAACCUCCUCUACCGCUUCUCAAGACCCGACUGCGUGGUUCUGCCCAAGGAUGCGUCUCAGGUCCAGGCCAUCAUCCAAGAGGCAAAAUCAAAGCGACUGAAAGUGACCAUCAAGUGUGGUGGCCAUUCCUAUGCGGGCCACUCCACCGCCUUCCAGGGCGUCUCGCUCGACCUCAGGAGGAUGAAAAAUGUCAAGCUCGACUUAACAGAGAUGACGGUCACGAUGGAGUCCGGCUGCCAAUGGGGCGACGUGUACAAGACGCUGAUUGAUAACCGGCGCCGCGCGAACGGCUUGAUCAUCCUCGGCGGAAGAUGCCCUCCUGUUGGCGUGAGUGGUUUCAUCUUGGGCGGUGGUCUGAGCCCGUUUACGAGAAGCUUCGGAAUGGGCAGUGACACCCUAAUGGAGGCAACGGUUGUCACUGCAGACGGCGAGCAGGUCACCGUCACGGAAAAGCAUGCUCGGACCUCCAAGGAAGGGAUGCUCUUCUGGGCCCUCUCUGGAGCGGGCGGAGGCAAUUUUGGCGUUCUGGUGAGCAUGAAGCUGAAGGUCCAGCGGUUGCGAAACAGAGAUGGGACUGUGGUAGCGGGCAGAUAUCAAUGGUUCCCCGACUCUGAGGCCAUGGAAACGUUCCUCGCCACGAUGAACAGCUUCUACACAGCCGACUGGCCCAAGCAGAUGACCAUUGAUAGCACCUGGCUCUGUGACCUCCGGCAGAACACGGGCGAUGGAGUACGGUUCACCAUCUACUUCGAUGGCAAUAAGCAGGCAUUUGACAAUCUUAUCGACAAACACGUCAAGCAGCCCGAUCUGGCGAGGCAGCUCAAAAGACGUUCUCUACCAGAAGACUCUACGCGUUUCUUGCACGAAACACUCGUGGCACAGUGGUCCGAGGAAACUGAGAGAUCCUUCCCGACCAACCGGACCUACACCAUUUAUAGCUCGUUUGUUUUCACCAACGACAGGAGCACGAUUGAGAAGCUUACGACGAUCAUCAAGAAACAGAUGGAAACUUUCCGGCGCCUCUACUCCGGAGAGAAGGUUGAGUUCCUGUGGGAGGACAAAUGGAUGGAGAGGGACAUGAGAGGGUUCUUGGGAAAGGUCAAGAAGGAACUGCGGCCUUAUUCUCUGAACAACUCGGCCGCAUUCAUCAAUUUCCCCGACGGGAUACUCGCGAAAAAGGGAUACGAGAGGGCCUAUUUCGGGGAUAAUCGGCAAGAGCUGCGACGCGUCAAGGAUAUCUGGGACAAGGAUAACUUCUUCGACUGGGACCAAGGCAUUCAGCUGCCGCAGGGUGCGGUGGAGGACCCCGACGGCAAUGUGGACAUGGAGGACGAUGAAAAGUUUACGGACUCGAUUGCAAGAGAGCAGUGGAAAGUUUUCGAGAGCAAGGAUAUUGAGGCAGACCUUGAUUACCUGACCAAAUCGGGCUUCUGA
This is a messenger RNA of Penicillium alfredii, 1539 nucleotides long. RefSeq names its product FAD-binding oxidoreductase. The record is from RefSeq and is a predicted model, not a curated record. Gene Ontology annotation, molecular function: FAD binding; oxidoreductase activity. The transcript has 2 exons. The coding region runs from base 1 to 1539 and encodes 512 amino acids. Lineage: Eukaryota; Fungi; Ascomycota; Eurotiomycetes; Eurotiales; Aspergillaceae.